Molecule: messenger RNA, 2038 nt
Organism: Austrofundulus limnaeus
Lineage: Eukaryota; Metazoa; Chordata; Actinopteri; Cyprinodontiformes; Rivulidae
Product: transmembrane protein 106C
Exons: 7
Coding region: 694-1503 (269 amino acids)
Source: RefSeq, a predicted model, not a curated record
AUGGCAGCUGCUAAAGCGGCAUCUCAACAGCAGGGGGCAGCAGAGAGCAACAAAUUGAUGCGUUAAAGUACUGCUUUGGUGUAAUUCGAAUUCUUUUUGAAUUUAUAUUUAAUUAUUGGUUUCUAACCAUGGUUCCGUGCGCGGUUAAUGGUAGACAGAUUAUUUAAAUCUCCCGGCUUAGAUAACAAAAAGUAAACUCAGUUCAUUUGUUUGUUUAUUAUUUAGUUGGUGUUUGUAUAAGUAUGGAACGCACCACUGUCCCAUUCUAUUCAGUCGCGAAAAUUCUUCGAGCACGUGAAUGCAACACUGUCCAUUGUCAGCGUGAAAUGUUUACGCCAUAGACCUGAAUAAUAACCGCGGACUCGCUGAGGGAAAGUAGGGGGAAUUAAGAGCGAAAUGUUUGAAGAAGUGUGAUUUUUAGAUGGCUGUUUGUUUGUAAGGUGACUAAAGUUUAGCGAAGUUUGUUUAUUUGAGUUACAGACUUCCGGAGUCCUUUCGGAGCUAGCUGACUGACGCCGCCCGGGAUGCACAAACGUCGCAUUGUUACUGAAUUAUUGUGACGCAUUCAGGGACAUUCGCUUUACCUCUCCAAGUCCCAGCUACUCGUUUAGUGAGAUUAUGAUGGCUCAGCUUCAUCCACCUGCAGAAAACCGUCUGUAAGCAGACCGGGCGGACGGGAAACGCUAAACCGUCAUGGGGACGCGCUGGUCCCGGAGCGGCAGCAACCUGCCGCUUCUCCCCGACACGCAGACCUCCGAGCGGCGACCAGAAGAUGGAGACUCCGCUAACGAGUCUCUGGACGGUCUGGACAGGAGGGAGGACAUCGCUCAGUUCCCGUACGUGGAGUUCACCGGCAGGGACAGCGUGACGUGUCCAACGUGUCAGGGGACAGGACGCAUUCCUUCAGAACAAGUGAACGAGCUAGUUGCACUCAUCCCGUACAGCGACCAAAGGCUGCAGCCACAACGCACGAAGCUGUACGUGGUCCUGUCAGUCGUGGUCUGCCUCCUGGCCUCGUCGCUGGUCGCCUUCUUCCUCUUCCCUCGGUCGGUGGUGGUGGAGGACGCUGGGUUACGCUCGGUGACCGUGUGGUUCGACCACGCCAACGCCAAGGUCCUGAUAAACCUGACCAGCACGCUAAACUUCAGCAACCCGAACUUCUUCUCCGUUCUGGUGCAGAGCGUGAGCUGCCAGGUCCUCUACAUGAAGACGGUGAUCGGGACUCGGCAGCUGGACAGGGCCACCACCAUCCUGCCGCUCGGCCAGAGCCAGGUGAACUACACUGUCAGCACGGAGAUCGGCAGCAGCGCUCCGUAUGUCUACGCCUUCUGCACAUUACCCGCCAUCAAGGUCCACAACAUCGUUGUACUUAUGCAAACCACGGUGAAAACUUCCUACAUGGUGCGAACGUCCCAGAACAGCCUGGAGGCGUAUCGCUACAUAGACUGUGGAUCCAACACCACGUACCCCCGGAGGGGCAAACAAAGUCUCCCACGGUUCUGAUCCCUCCUGAAACUGGUGCCUGACAGGUGUGGGGUUUUUAUUCUGUCCGUUACAAAGAAGCUACAUCGUUUCACCGCCUGCAGCAGCUAAAUGCUUAAAAACAAAAACACAACUCAAACAUGAGAAAUGGACAAGUUCAGCUUGGCUUUUAUCACCUGUUUAUCAUUAUUAGAGUUGGAUUUUCAUCGGUUUACUCUCGUUCACUCAUGUUGUUGACAACGAAGAGGCAAAUUUAACAUUUUUCUGCCACUGAGCUCAGUUCAGAUUCACAAUAAGCUCCUUUCAUUCAGGAAAAAUGACUUAAAUUCUCAGACAUGAGUAACAUUUGCACUACAACUGGUUCUGUUUCUGCUGAUGUAAAAUAUCAAAACGUUAUAAAUGCAGCUAACUUAAAAGAUAUGGAAGAAAAGAGGGAUUGCUGUUUCUGCUUUAAAAUGAGAUAUUUUUUUUCUUCUUUUGCUGGCUGUCAGUUUUACAGUUAAAAGAUUUUUAACAGAAUAAUUUAAUUGAACAAUAAAGUUUUUAUAGAUGAAAA